UAUACUACUGUACACCUGUAUUACUGUACUUGCAAGUAACUGCACCCUCUCCUUCAUUGCUCAGACAUUAAAAAAAAAAAAGUGUCAAACUAUUGUUGUAGAGUGAGAGCACGUUCUUUUUAUAUUUUUAAACCUUCAUUCCUCUCAAUUGCCACUGUUGUCUCACCUGGUUGAAAGCAGACGACGUUAACAGUCGCUGCAAAUCGUCAACAUGGCCAUGACAACCUCAUGCAAUAAAACUUUCAGCCCCAACACAAGUACAGACCAAUCAAGGAGGUGUGGAAAAGUUACUGCUGCCAAGAGUAACUCUUUCUCCUUCUUACUUUUCUUGAUUAUCAACACUAUCCUCCUCUCCUCCUUCACCUCCAGUCCCCUUGCUGACGCUGCAGUAUACGAAGUAACCGUCACCAAGCCCUCUCCGACCGCCUCAACAUCCAAGGGUCAAUUAAAUGGAAGUGCUGGCCAUCUCAUCCAGUCCAAAUACCUCGGCAACUCUAUCCUCACCAAUGCCAGGAAUCUCGGCUACACUGGCAUCAUCAGCCUCGGAACCCCACCACAAUCGUUCGAGGUGGUCUUUGACACUGGCUCGGACAUGAUCGUUAUUACAUCCGACCAAUGUCAAGGCACUUGCGAGUCAAUGCCCCAUUAUACCUGUAAUACGUGCUCAAAGACACCGUUUUCCUAUAAUAUCACUUAUGGUGAUGGCUCCUGGGGCGCAGGACCGAUUGUGGCGGAUACAGUGGCCAUUGGAGGUCUAGUCAUCCAUGACCAACAGAUUCUGGAUGUAACAAGGAGUGCAUUGGAUCUCUCUGCAUAUGGGCCAGGUAUCGCCGGUCUGGUCGGACUGAUGCCAACGUCCCCAGUAACGAAUGCGAUCCCACCGUUGGAAACAAUCUUCAAGGAAAAACUGUUGGACAUGAACGUCUUCUCUGUCUAUUUGACGCCUUCUCUGGUCAACAAACAGGGUGGUUCGUUCUUGUUUGGAGGGAUCGACAGCACAAAGUACACAGGGUCAUUGAACUACGUGCCCAUCUCGACAGGGUUUGGUACGAGCAGGGGGAUGUGGUUCAUUGAUGCUGAUGGAGCCUAUAUAGGAAACACACCCGUGCCAGGGUACAAAACAUCGCCCUGGCUCUUUGACACCGGUACCUCCUUCAUUGCAGUGCCUAUAGACUUUGCCCGAGCGUUCCAUGCGACACUCCCGGGAGCAGUUUUCUCUGAAAGCGAUCAAGUGUAUAAUGUGCCCUGUACUGGGAAUACAACCUUUGGCAUUACGUUCAACGGUAUCAAAUACGAAGUCCCUUAUCUGGAUUACGUUGCCAGGAUCCGGGGGAGCACUAAUUGUAUUUCAAUGGUGAUGCCAUUAGGCAACUACGAGAUCUUCAUCCUUGGUGAUCCAUUCUUGAGACAGGUCUAUACUGUAUAUGAUUUCACUCCAGGUGCAAGUAGGAUCGGGCUUGCACCUGUGAACCCGUCCAAUGCAUCUUUGGGAGUCGAGGGUCUCUCUGGAGAGCCCGUCCCAGGUGGAGCGGUCAUCCAACCUAACGGUAGUCGUAGUCGUAGCAGUGCCCAUACCAUCUAUCAGAAGAGGGAUGGUGCAUCAUCGUUCAUGAUCCUUUCAACAGGCACUGCAAUGUUUGCGACUCUAUUGAUGCUGAUUGCAUAGACAAAUUAUAAUAUGAGAAAUAUGAGAAAUAUAC
Molecule: messenger RNA, 1700 nt
Organism: Lobosporangium transversale
Lineage: Eukaryota; Fungi; Mortierellomycota; Mortierellomycetes; Mortierellales; Mortierellaceae
Product: aspartic peptidase domain-containing protein
Exons: 2
Coding region: 212-1666 (484 amino acids)
Biological process (GO): proteolysis
Molecular function (GO): aspartic-type endopeptidase activity
Source: RefSeq, a predicted model, not a curated record